AUUGGCUCUUAUGGCUUCACGUGUGAGAAACAGGGCGCAAAAAAAUCCCGGGAUUUUGGGGCCUACUGAUUGUCAUAUGCAGCUCUUGAACUUGAGACAGAAGAACAUCAGUCAUUGAGAGAGGGACAGGCAGCAGAAUGCCACCUGUGUCUGAAGUGGACACAGGUCCUGUUGAAGAAAGCUCUGGGGGUCUUACACGGUCAGAUUGCUUGUGCCCCGUGUGUCUGGACAUAUUCCUGGAGCCGGUCAGUUUGCCAUGCACACACACGUUUUGCAAAACCUGCUUCUUGGAGACCGUUGACAAGUCCAACAUGUGCUGUCCGCUUUGCCGGAAACGAGUGUCCACUUGGGCAAGACUCAACAGCCGGAACAAAACGUUGGUGAAUAUGGAGUUGUGGAGACGAAUUCAGGAUGCUUUUCCCACCCAGUGCGAGCGGAGAUUACAGGGGAUAGAAGAUGAAGAUGAUGCUGGCAUGAUGAUUCCAAGACCUCGCGUGAGUCAGCCAGGAGAGCUGAGGAGAGAGUAUGAGGAUCAGAUCAGUAAGCUGGUGGAGGAGAAGAGAGCUCUGGAGGAAGCAGAGAGGAGAGCCAGUGCGGAGUACAUCCAGCGCCUCCUAGCUGAGGAGGAGGAGCGCCUGAUGGAAGAGAGGAAAAGACAGGAAGAGCAACAGCUAGAGGGUGAUGAGAGACUUGCCAGACUGCUCAGCCAAGAGCUGAAUUCAGGACCAAUCUCUGAAUCACCUUCGCACAUCAAACCUAUUGAUGCAACCCCAGCUAAGAAAAAGAAACCACAUGCAGGGGAUAUUGAAAAAUUUCUGUGCCCAGUGGCUUAUAAACAGCCCAGCUGUUCUGAGAGCAGCCCAGACUCCUCUCUGAUGGCUAAUAAGGAAAACAUUCUGAACCCCCCAAAAACCCUCAUGUCACAAUCUGUAGAAGACAGAGUUGAACUAACCUUGCCAGCCCUGGACUACUACGGAAAACCAUCAACCUCCAACUCUAAUCCCAGCUGCUCAGUACAGAUGUUCACGUUUAACAGUCCUAACAACAUCUCAUCUAAACGGAAGAGCUCUGAGAUAGAGCUUGAAAGUGAAACAGAUCUACUCAAGAGGCCAUGUGCUGCUCCACAGUGUGAAUUGGAUUUACCCGACAGCCCUUUUCUAUCUGAGAUGGCGUGGUAUGAGGAAACCUUGCGGAGUCGUUUGCAGCAAGAGGAGGAGGACCGACGGAUGGCGAUGCAACUUCAGAAAGAGUUGAACCGCGAUUACAGUGUGGACCGCAGGAAGGGUUCGGCAGACAGCUAUCAACUCCGGAAAAAAAACACUCCGGUUUCCACAAGUGCAAAGCCAGAAGAGGAAAACAAGACAGGGAAUGGUAGUACAACACGGUCCACUGCAAGGAACAGCACGGGAUGGAAGGAGGAGAGGGAGAAAACUGGAAAGAGACUGUCUGAAAAGAGCGCCCAGCUAGUGGAAAAGACGCCUGGGAAAAGUCCCAUGUCUUCAACAACAACGGUCCCAGCCACUCCCCUAAAGAAAGGGAUUAAGCAGACCACCCUGACCGAGAUGUUCCCCAACUUGGGCAAUUGAAGUAAUGCUCUGCUGCCUUGAACUGUUUUUUAAGCCCCCCAUGGAGUAGAAAUUACAACAUAUGUUGUAAGAGGCAGCGCUGCUACUAAAGGACAUUGUUUAGUUGUUCUGUUAUCUUCAUCAGUUUCAGCCCAAAUGUUGCUAAGACCCCUUCAGUGCCUUUCUGAAUUGUAUAUUUAGGAUGGUCAUACUGUAGUAAUUACAACACAGAGCGUUUAAAUAGUCAUGACUAGUUUAGAGUUUUCAAUGAUGUGAAUGCUGCAAAAGAAGAUUAUUAUUAUUAUUUAUUUUUUUUUUGGUAAGCAUUUGCAGGCAUUUUUCACUUGUUUGAAUUAAAGGAAACAUCAGUUUAAGGAAAAUUUG
This is a messenger RNA of Myxocyprinus asiaticus (Chinese sucker), 1949 nucleotides long. It is a transcript of the gene rnf168, whose product is annotated as ring finger protein 168. The transcript has 7 exons. Gene Ontology annotation, cellular component: site of double-strand break; nucleus. Bases 138 to 1586 code for a protein of 482 amino acids. Gene Ontology annotation, biological process: protein ubiquitination; double-strand break repair. Gene Ontology annotation, molecular function: nucleosome binding; ubiquitin-protein transferase activity. Lineage: Eukaryota; Metazoa; Chordata; Actinopteri; Cypriniformes; Catostomidae. The record is from RefSeq and is a predicted model, not a curated record.